AUGGCGGAACUCGCCGGCCCGAAGAUUGGCGACGCGCGGAGUCUGUGGAAUUUCACGCCGUCCCCCGGAUGGAAGCUCGAGGAGGUCGCGAAGCUCCGCCUGUGCCUCAUGAAAUUCGGCAUCGGCCGAUGGGUGCAAAUCGUCGACAGCGGGAUCCUCCCCGGGAAGCAGAUCCAGCAGCUGAACGGGCAAACGCAGAGGCUCCUCGGGCAGCAGUCGCUCGCGGAGUACACCGGGAUGCACCUCGACGUCGACCGCGUGCGCGCGGACAACAACGCGAAGCAAGGCCCGGAGAUUUACAGGAAGAACUCGCUCAUCACCAACACGGGCGGGAAGCUGAGCAAAGAGGCGAGGGACGUUCUGCGCGCGGCGAACCAGGAGAAGUACGGACUGAUGCGGGAGCAGAUCGACGCCGUCGUGCUCCCGGAGGCGCCGAAGGGUAAGGGCCCGCUCGGGGCGGACGCGUACAUGGGGAAGAACCACAACAAAGGCGGGAUCGCGGGCGUGAAGCGCGACAGGUGCGAGGACGUCAUGACCGUGGACGUGGACUCGCUCCCCGCGAGCGCGAAGCUCGCGCUGCUCGUCGCGCUUCGGAAGCGGUUGGUCACGCUGCAGGGGUUGGCGGACGGCGACGAGCGCGUCUUGAAGGAGACGCAGAGGUUCCCCGAGAAGGCAAAAAUUGCGACGAAGGCGGCGAAGGGGAAGAAGGCGGGCGCGGCGGGCGGCGGCGGCGGCGGCGGCGGCGCGGGGAUUCAGAACGACGCGCCGACGGCGAAGUCCGCGGAGAAGCCCGCGGCGGCGAAGAAGGCGCGGCGCGACUCCGGCGCCGCCGCCGCCGCGAAAUCCGCGGACGCGGACGCGAUCGCCCAGCUCGUCGCCAUGGGGUUCGACGGCAAAAAGGCCAAGGCUGCGAUCAAAGAAUCGGGCGGGGACGUCAUGGGCGCGGUGAACUGGCUCUGCGCGAACUGCGCGUGA
Molecule: messenger RNA, 975 nt
Organism: Micromonas pusilla CCMP1545
Lineage: Eukaryota; Viridiplantae; Chlorophyta; Mamiellophyceae; Mamiellales; Mamiellaceae
Exons: 2
Coding region: 1-975 (324 amino acids)
Molecular function (GO): protein binding
Source: RefSeq, a predicted model, not a curated record